Messenger RNA from Camellia sinensis, 2860 nucleotides. RefSeq lists its product as uncharacterized. Lineage: Eukaryota; Viridiplantae; Streptophyta; Magnoliopsida; Ericales; Theaceae. The record is from RefSeq and is a predicted model, not a curated record.
AAUUGACACCAGCAGCCAUCAAAUUUAGGGAACACUGUUUGGAUUAUAUUCUUGACUGGAUGGUGAUUUUAAAGACAGAAGCUUCCUAUGAUCAUUCCCAACGUUUCACCACGAAGCUCACUCCUCCUCUCUCUCUCUCUCUCUCUCUAUACCCACUACACCUAAAUCGCCUCUUUAGGGUUUUCAAUUACUCUCAUUCUCUUCUUUGAAGUCGUCUUUCUCAUCUGUUUGAAGUUUGAAGUUUUUUUUUUUUGGUGGGAAUUCGAGUUAGGGUUUUGCUUAUGAUAAUGCAGAAUUCUCCGAACCAGCAAGACCCUGAUCAAGAUCCGAGGUUGUUUCUGGCGCAGUCAUAUUGGGCUCCAUUGUUGGAAUAGAUUUGGCUUUCUGGGAUUUCGGCUUCUUUCAUUUUCCCACAAUUCUUGAAGCACGAUGAUAGGAUGGAAAAUUCAAAUACAAUGACAAUUGAUUUCCUUCGGGCACGCUUGCUCGCUGAAAGAUCUGUCUCUAGCACUGCAAGACAGAGAGCUGAUGAACUGGCCAAAAGGGUAUUGGAACUGGAGGAACAGCUAACGACUGUCUCUCUCCAGAGAAAGAAGGCUGAAAAGACAAUAGCAUAUGCUCAUGCUAUUUUGGAGAACCAUGGGGUGAGUGGGUUCUCCGACAAAUUUGACUCGAGCUCUGACCAUAAAGUGAUCCAUUGCGAGUCUAAAGUGAGUAAUAAUUCUGCAGAGGAGGAGGAGGAAGAAGAGGAGGAGGGAAGCUUGGUUGGUUCAAAGAUGAGGAGGAAUCACACUGAUGAAUUCUCUGGUUCGGAGCCUGAGUCUUCUCCUUUACCUCGUAGAAGCUUGUCUUGGAAAAGUGGCAAAGAUUCUUCAUGCUCACGUGAAAAGAAGUAUACAGAUUCUUCCACUAGAAGCCGAAGCACUUUUGGAUCCACCACAUCUGCUUCACCGAGACGCCGCGAUGGUAAAUGUUGUCGCCACAUACGGAGGAGAGAGGCAAGAUCAGCAGUUGAGGAGUCACAAAUUGACAAUAGCAUGCUAUCUCCUCAAGAGAGUGAAAUUGCUACUUGCUUUGACAUUAAGCCUGAGAUCUUGAGAAAGAGUUCUGAAAAGCAGGAUGCAAAAGUCAAUCUUGAAGGCUCAGUUGCAGGGGAUUUAGAAAAUCAGAAAUCGGUGGCUAGUGCUAGCAAUUAUAUGGGUGAACAUGGAAGUGACAAAGACAUGGAAAGAGCUCUAGAACAUCAAGCACAACUCAUAGGGCAGUAUGAAGAGGAGGAAAAAGCGCAAAGAGAAUGGGAAGAGAAGUUCAGAGAGAACAAUAACAGUACACCGGAUUUUUGUGAACCCGGGAACCACUCUGAUAUCACUGAAGAAAGAGAUGAGACUAAUGCACACACUCCUCCAUACCCUGUUGGGACUAUUGCCUCUGAAGACCAAGAACCAAAGGCCGAGGUGGAAGAAGUUCGUAAUGGUAAAGAAUCAUCCAAAAUUCAAUUUGAUGAUAUUCAGUAUAAAAAAUCCAGCAGCAUGCUUGCUCAUGAAUCCCCAGCUUCAGAUUUCGUAUUCCCUGUGGCUAUAGCAAAGCAAGAGCAACGACGAUCAGGAAACUACAGUGUUCCACCUUCACAUAGCUAUCAACACUUGGAGAGUCCUACUGGGGAUCAGUCAGCACGCAACAUCCCUUCUCAUACAUCCAAUAAUUUCUCUAAAGGAGACACUUCGGGGAGCAAAAAUGAACCUUAUGCGUUGAUGCCACGCGAAACACCCAAUAAAUUAGUAUCUGUUCUGGGAAGUCUUCAUCAAGCUAAGUUAUCAUUGAAGAACAAACUCAAUGCCUUGCCACCAAAAGACAGUGGGUCUAUUGGGAAAGCUAUUCAACCUUCUGUUGGGGACAGACCCGAGGUUCCUAUUGGAUAUGCUGGGCUUUUCAGAGUGCCAUCUGAUUUUAACAUAGAAGCAACUACUAGAGCCAACAUCGCAGCUUCAAGCCCUCGAUUGAGUUUGACAAAUUACUAUCCUGAUGCAGGAAGUGCAUUGACCGCUGUUGAUCAUUUUGUCACCAGUCCUUCGACAGAGUCCAGGCCAAGCGUUUCUAAUGACGAUAGACAUCUUUCCAUCCCAACCAGUCUCUCCAUGGAAAACAGGUCGAGAAUUCCAAGUUGGGCACCACUGGAAACACAGUCAAGAUUUUCUUCUCGCCAGCCAUUCUUUGUGCCGCCUAGCUUGGUUACAGGUCUAACUCAUUCCAAUGGAUGUAUUAACACUCCAAACAUUGAUACAAGUCUUGCUGUUUCUAAUACAUACGCCACCCGUAACUACCCAUUCUAUCCAAACCUGGUGCCACAAAUGCCCUCUAAUGAAGGGCCAUGGCUCUUUUCAAGUAGCAGUGGAGCUGGCAGUUCUCCAGCAAAUCCUUCCUUCCACGAUGCCCCUCGUAGACCCAAUAUGUAUAGAUAGCAAAUUUUAGGGUAAUUCUUGUUCCACAGUUUGAUUAAGAAGUUUCAUGAGUUUAGAGCUUUGUAGGGUGGGUAUAUGGUAUAUAUACAUAUAUAGUAUAUAUUUUGGUUGAAUGUUGUAUUCUUGGGUUAGGAUUCAGGAGAUGUAUUCUAUAUCUUGUCUGUAUCUUUUGAUAUGGUUGUGUGUAUUUCAUUCAGGAGUGGUAUUCUGCUUCUUUUUUCUUUGUCUUUUUCUUUUCUUUUUUUAAUCUGGUUGUGUAGAGGAUUAUUGGGCUUUUUCCCAUAUGUAGGAUUUUAUUAUCCUUUUUGGGAGUUGUUUUGUAUUCCAAUGUAUUAAUUGACCGAUUUCUGGUCGGAUGUGCAUUGUGUUGAAUAAAUGUGCAAUGUGUUGAAAAAAACCAA